AUCGAUCUGAUUGAUACUCUGCGCUCAGUUGGCAUUCAGAAGGACUUGGCGUUGCCGACUAUCGUAGUGAUCGGAGACCAGAGUUCUGGGAAAAGCUCUGUGUUGGAAGCACUGUCUGGAAUUGCGUUGCCAAGAGGAAGUGGAAUUGUCACUAGAUGUCCACUAGAGCUGAGGCUGAGGAACGUAACAAGUGGAGUCAGCUGGAAAGCUGUUCUGUCUUACCUUCCUACAACCAUUUUAAAACACCUUUUCAAGUUUCUAACCAACUGAUGAGCUCCGCGGGCAAAAGGCCACGUUUGUCUCACGAGGAGCAGGUCACUGAAUUCGAGGAUCCUUCAUUAGUUGAAAAACACGUUGAAGAAGCCCAGAACGAGUUGGCUGGAAAAGGGGUGAAAAUCUGUGAUGACCUCAUCACUUUAGAGAUCAGGUCAGCUGAUGUCUGUGACCUUACCCUGAUCGAUCUACCUGGAAUCGCCCGGGUCCCAGUGCAAGGACAACCACAGGAUAUUGGAAAACAGAUCAAACGUCUGAUCCUGAAAUUUAUUGAGAAGCAAGAGACUAUCAACAUGGUAGUGGUCCCCUGUAACGCAGACAUUGCAACAACCGAAGCAUUGAAAAUGGCACAAGAAGUGGAUCCUGAUGGCAUGAGAACUCUUGCCAUUCUGACCAAGCCAGACCUCAUAGACAGGGGAACCGAGAAGAACAUUCUGGCCGUUGUCCAGAACAAAGUGAUUCCUCUCCGCAAAGGUUACGUCAUGGUGAAGUGUAGAGGACAACAACAGAUCGAUGACAAAGUUCCUCUGGUGGAGGCCACAGAAACUGAAAGAGAUUUUUUCCAAAAUCAUGACUUUUUCAGACCGCUCUUGGAUAACAAUAAAGCAACUAUUAAAUGUCUCGCUGUCAAACUCACUCAGGAUCUCGUUAGUCAUAUUAAAAAAUCCCUGCCAAAGCUUGACGAGCAGAUUAAAAAGCAGUUGUGGGAAGUGAAGAAUGCGAUGAAGGAGUGUGAAGCUGGACCUCCACAGGACCCCAAGGGAGCCAAACUAUUCCUCAUUAAAAUAUUAACAAAAUUCAACGAUAAAAUCAAGUCCUUAUCAUUGGGAGAGCUGUUCAAUAAGGAAAAUAUGUUUGUCCAGUUUCGGGCUGAAUUCAAGAAGUGGAAUGAAGGUCUUAAUGAAACAAAGACAUCCUUUGAAAGUUCGAAUGAGCUUAACCAGAAUUACAGAGGAAGGGAACUGCCCGGCUUCAGCAACUACAGAAUCUUCGAGAUGAUUUUGCAGAACCGUGUGGAUAAACUCAAAGAGCCAGCCAACGAAUUGCUCAAUACCAUUAAAGACAUCAUUCUCCAGCAAUUCACUGACGUUUCUCAACAAUGUUUCCGAAACUACCCUGCUCUUCUAAAUAUCACUAUGAACAAAAUCGAUAACAUUCAGUCGAGCCAGCAAGCCAAAACGGAGCAGCGGAUCAUGGAUCAGUUUGAAAUGGAAAGCAUGGUCUACACUCAAGAUCCCAUCUACUUGAAGUUCCUGAACGAGAUUAGCGCUGAGAAAUUUUCAGAAGAGCGGUUACCUGUCCUUGACGUAAAAAGCAAGUACAGUGAAAUGCUGCAGGCGUAUUAUGAGAUUGUGGUGCAGAGGAUGGCUGACCAGCUGCCCAUGCUGAUCUCCUUCUACAUGCUGAAGGAGACCGUUCAGCUCCUGUGUACUGACAUGCUGAGUGUCCUGGACGGGGCAAACGUGAGCGAGCUCUUGUUUGAGGACUCAGACGUCAGCAAAAGACGCAAACACUUGCAGUCUCGCCUCGGCCGCUUGACCGCUGCUCAUGACGAGCUAGUGAAUUUAUUUGAGAAAUCAGACGAUGUUGUCUUACAUUAUACAUAAUGUAGCUUAUUUGACAACUUAAAGGCAUAGUACACCCCAAAUUGGAAAUUACCCAUAUUUUACUCCUAUGUGUAUAUGACUUUCUUCUUCCAGACAAACACAGUCAGAGUUUUGUAAAAAGCUUGGUUACUUCCAAGCUCGGUAAUGCUGGUGGAUGGCGGCCAUUAUUUUGAAGCUCUGUAAAUCAGACAUAUCCGCAAUUAAUGUGACAUGAAACAUACCUAUACGCAUUCGAGGGUUAUCACACGUCCUCUAAAGCAGAUCGAUGGGUCUUCGUAACUAAAAUAUUUCUAGUUUUAACUAGAACGCAGAAUUCCAGCUUCUUGGCUGAGCUGUGACUCGAUGAUUGGGCGGGUUUUCCUGCGAAAACCUGGCAACCCUGACAUUAAUCAAAUGAAUAAAUCCAGAAGGCUUGGAAUAGCGCACGAGUGUUUAGGGACUUCCGUGGCACUUUUAAGGAUAAUUCACACCACACAGACAAACACCGACUGUUUGAGUCUACCGCCAUUGGUUGGAGUUUGUCUUCACCCAAAUAAACAUGAUUAGUCAGCGUUUUGCUGGUGUCUGAUGAGGAAGAAUGAAUAGGCCUUUAUGUGUAAUUUGGACAGCUGUAUCAUCCUCGUGCUUCUAAAGUGAAAACUAAGGGUUUACAGAGACAUGAAGGUGUAAAUUACAGAAUUAGUUUUCUGGGCCAAUUAUUAUU
Molecule: messenger RNA, 2583 nt
Organism: Puntigrus tetrazona (Sumatra barb)
Lineage: Eukaryota; Metazoa; Chordata; Actinopteri; Cypriniformes; Cyprinidae
Product: interferon-induced GTP-binding protein Mx2-like
Exons: 13
Coding region: 156-1880 (574 amino acids)
Biological process (GO): defense response to virus
Cellular component (GO): membrane; microtubule; cytoplasm
Molecular function (GO): GTPase activity; microtubule binding; GTP binding
Source: RefSeq, a predicted model, not a curated record